AUGACAGCCUGUUGCAGCUGGAACGAUGUUUUCCAGUAUGAGACAAACAAAGUCAUCCGGAUCCAGAGCACGAAUUAUGGCACCAUUAAAUGGUUCUUCCAUGUGUUGUUCUUUUCCUACAUUAGCUUUGCUUUGUUGAAUGACAAGCAGUACCAAUGGAAAGAACCUGUCAUCAGUUCUGUGCAUGCCAAGGUGAAAGGGAUGGCAAAGGUGAAAAAGGAGAUUAUGGAGAACGGACUGAAGAAGGUAGUGUGGAAUGUCUUCGACACGCCAGAUUACACUGUCCCCUUGCAGGGGAACUCCUUUUUUGUGAUGACAAACUUUCUCAAGAUAGAAGGCCAAGAGCAAGGGUUGUGUCCCGAGUACCCCACCCGCAGGACGCUCUGUUCCUCUGACGAGGGUUGUAAACAGGGAUGGAUGGGCCCAAAGAGCAAAGGAAUCCAGACCGGCAGGUGUAUAGAGUAUAAAGGGAAGCAGAAGACCUGUGAAGUCUCCGCCUGGUGUCCUGUGGAGGCAGUGGAAAAGGCCCCAGAGCCUGCGCUCUUGGGCAGUGCUGAAAACUUCACUGUGCUCAUCAAGAAUAAUAUCGACUUCCCCAGCCACAACUACACCACGAGAAACAUCUUGCCAGAUUUAAACGCCACUUGCACCUUUCACAAGACUCAGAAUCCACAGUGUCCCAUUUUCCGACUAGGAGAUAUCUUCCAAGAAACAGGAGAUAAUUUUUCAGAUGUGGCAAUUCAGGGAGGAAUCAUGGGCAUUGAGAUCUACUGGGACUGCAACCUAGACAGGUGGUUCCACCACUGCCGUCCAAAAUACAGUUUCCGUCGCCUUGACGACAAGACUGCCAAGGAGUCCUUGUACCCUGGCUACAACUUCAGAUAUGCCAAGUACUAUAAGGAAAAUAAUACCGAAAAGCGGACCCUGAUAAAAGCCUUUGGGAUCCGUUUUGACAUCCUGGUUUUUGGCACCGGAGGAAAAUUUGACAUUAUCCAGCUGAUCGUGUACAUCGGUUCAAACCUCUCUUACUUUGGUUUGGCCACUGUGUUCAUUGACUUUCUCAUCAACACUUACUCAAAUAAAUGCUGUCGAUCCCGUAUUUAUCCCUGUUGCAAGUGCUGUGAACCCUGUGCAGUCAAUGAAUACUACUACAGGAAGAAGUGUGAAUCCAUUGUGGAGCCAAAGCAGACAUUAAAAUAUGUGUCCUUUGUGGAUGAACCCCACAUCAGGAUGGUAAACCAAAGGCUACUUGGGAGAAGUCUGCAAGAUGUUGAAGGUGAAGAAGUGCCAAGACCCCCGAUGGACUUCACAGACUUGUCCAGGCUGCCUCUGUCUCUUCACGAGCCACCCCCCAUUCCUGGACAACCAGAGGCUAUCCAGCUGCUCAGUGAAGGGGCAACCCCUAGAUCCAGUGACUGCCCGAAUUGGUGCCAGUGCGGAAAGUGCCUCCCAUCCCAACUCCCUGAGAGACAAAGAUGCUUGGAGGAGCUGUGCUGUCGGAAAAAGCUGGGUGCCUGUAUCACCACCUCAGAGCCGUUCAAGAAGCUUAUCCUGUCCAGACAUGUCCUGCAGUUCCUCCUGCACUACCAGGAGCCCUUGCUGGUGCUGGAUGCAGAUUCUACCAACAGCCAGCUGCGGCACUGCGCCUACAGGUGCUAUACUACGUGGCGCUUUGGCUCCCAGGACUUGGCUGACUUUGCCAUCCUGCCCAGCUGCUGCCGCUGGAGGAUCCGGAGAGAGUUUCCCAAGAGGGAAGGCCAGUACAGUGGCUUCAAGAGUCCUUAG
This is a messenger RNA of Lipotes vexillifer (Yangtze River dolphin), 1785 nucleotides long. RefSeq names its product purinergic receptor P2X 7 (gene P2RX7). Gene Ontology annotation, biological process: response to ATP; cell surface receptor signaling pathway; calcium ion transmembrane transport. Bases 1 to 1785 code for a protein of 594 amino acids. Gene Ontology annotation, molecular function: ATP binding; purinergic nucleotide receptor activity; extracellularly ATP-gated monoatomic cation channel activity. Gene Ontology annotation, cellular component: plasma membrane. NCBI's taxonomy places the organism in Eukaryota, Metazoa, Chordata, Mammalia, Artiodactyla, Lipotidae. The transcript is spliced from 13 exons. The record is from RefSeq and is a predicted model, not a curated record.